Messenger RNA from Gloeophyllum trabeum ATCC 11539, 1608 nucleotides. RefSeq names its product COMPASS complex protein. Bases 1 to 1332 code for a protein of 443 amino acids. The record is from RefSeq and is a predicted model, not a curated record. Gene Ontology annotation, molecular function: protein binding. Gene Ontology annotation, cellular component: Set1C/COMPASS complex. Lineage: Eukaryota; Fungi; Basidiomycota; Agaricomycetes; Gloeophyllales; Gloeophyllaceae. The transcript has 11 exons.
AUGAACGAUUCACUAUCCAACCCCUUUAGCAUCACCUACCCCACCGCCGUCCAGACUUCCCUCCACUCCGGAGCCCUCUUCGCGCGCUUCGACCCCUCAGGCCGCUUCGUCGCUGCGGGGCGCAACGACGGCACCGCCGUCGUCUGGGACCUCGACACGCGCGCCGCCGUGCGCUGGCUCGAGGGCCACGUCAAGGGCGUCACCAGUGUAGACUGGUCAAGACACUCCCGCUUCGUGCUGACCGCUUCCAAGGACUGGAACCUCGUCGUGUGGGACCUCGCGUCGGAGACCGACCCACCAAGGCGGCACGCGACGGUCAGGUUCGACGCGCCGAUUGCCUCGGCGUGGUUCCACCCGCGGAAUAGCCAGAUCAUGCUCGUCCUUCUGGCAUCGGGCGACGCCUACGUCGUGGAUCUGCGCAAGUCCCAAAGGAGCAGGGUCGAGCUGUGCGAGCCGCAGGAGGACGAGGACGAAGAGGCCCAGAUGCACCGCCCGCGGUCCGCGAUUACCGUCGCGCGCUUCGACCCCUCCGGGAAGCACAUCUUCGCGGGGACCUCGACCGGGUCCGUCCUCGUGUUCAACACGCGCACGAAGACCAUGGUCGGCCGACACAAGAUCGCCGAUAAGAUUUCCGCGGUGGGCAGCAUCCGCGGCAUCGAGUUCGCCAAGUCCGGGCGGCGGAUGGUCACCAACUCGACCGACCGCACGCUCCGCCAGUUCAGCGUGCCGACGUACUCCGACCAGUGGUGCCUGGAGUGUGAGAUCGAGCCCAUCCACCGCUUCAACGACCCCAUCACGAAGACGGCAUGGCACGCGAUGUCGUUCAGCCCCGACGGGGAGUGGCUCGCGGGAGGUGCAGCGGAUCCCGCGGCGCAUAAAAUAUACAUAUGGGAUAUCGCGAAUGAUGGCCAGUUCGCGAAUACGCUGGAUGGCGGGCGGGAGCCCCUGGUGUAUGUGCACUGGCAUCCCAGUAAACCUGCGAUAGCCUCCACCACGAAUCUCGGGAACAUCCUCAUCUGGCACAUCCCCGUGCAAGAAAGAUGGGGAGCAUUCGCCGGUGGCUUCGAGGAGAUAGACGUGAACGUGGAGUACGAGGAACGGGAAGACGAGUUUGACAUUGAGGAUGAAGAAGAAAUGGCAAAGAGAAAGAUGAAGGAGGAGGAGCAGGAGGUGGACAUUGCUGGGGUAGAUGGUGGCGGUGCGCAGCCUAAUGGUGUCCGGAUAAAUGGGGAACAUGACGAAGAUAUCCUAUGGGCUGACGAGGAGCCUGAUGAGGACAUGGAGGGGUGGAAGAUGAAGAUAUUGAUUGAGGAUGACCAGGAUGGCAUAUAGUUUUGCUGGUGACUCUAUUUUGGGCAGUUUGGGAUGUGAUCCUUGAUCUCUGCCUGUUUUGGCCCUGUGCUAUGCUGAUACUAUAUUUAUAUGGUGGCAGGAGGAUCUUGGAGGUUGCAGACCAAGCGCAGAUCACUCACAAGGUGUGGUGCAGCUAGUUCACAUUUGCAAUCCCCUCCAAGUGUAAUGUGCAUCUAUGCCUGUUAGCAGUACUGGGUGUAACUUGGGGGAAAUACAGCAUACGCAGCAGGCUCGAAGGUCUGUGCCUGGUACCCC